Messenger RNA from Ahaetulla prasina, 8834 nucleotides. RefSeq names its product ectonucleoside triphosphate diphosphohydrolase 4 (gene ENTPD4). NCBI's taxonomy places the organism in Eukaryota, Metazoa, Chordata, Lepidosauria, Squamata, Colubridae. The transcript has 14 exons. Gene Ontology annotation, cellular component: membrane. Gene Ontology annotation, molecular function: nucleoside diphosphate phosphatase activity. Gene Ontology annotation, biological process: nucleoside diphosphate catabolic process. The record is from RefSeq and is a predicted model, not a curated record. The coding region runs from base 393 to 2225 and encodes 610 amino acids.
GCCGGGACCCGGAAGUGGAGGAUGGCUGAGGUGUCGGGAUGCGCCUGGCAACCGGCGACCGGCCCGGCGAGACCGCAGAGGAGGCGAGGGAAGUGAGGAGCGGGCCGGGGAAAGGCGCUUGCGACCCUGCCCGCCUUUCGGUUCUCCGUCUUGGGUUCCAGGUUCCUGGGCGCUCUGGUUCCAAAUGAGAUGGCUUCUUCUAGUGUUUCUCCCAUGGAACUAUUAAGGAAUGCAGCUUGCAUUAAACAUUUGGUGCUUUCUGCCCAAAGAUUACUGUGUUUUAAAGUUCCUACUUAUACCAUUGGUUCUGGGGAUGAAUCUUGUGCCUUAUGAAUCUGGGCUGACCGUAAAAAGGUAGCUUUUUCUGUGACCUAGUUGUGACCUGAUCAGAAAUGGGUAGGAUCAGCUUCUCUUGCCUUUUUCCUGCUUCCUGGCACUUCAGUAUUUCCCCUGUUGGGUGUCCACGGAUACUGAACACCACAUUACGGCAAAUUAUUGUCACUGGACUCCUCGCUGCUGCAUUUUUCAUAUUAUAUUACUCUGUUUUAAAAUACAGCUCCCGGGACAAAAAGCUGCACAGGUAUCUUGCCCGAGUUACAGACACCGAAGCCACAGACACGAGCAACCCAAAGCUGAAUUACGGCAUCAUGGUGGAUUGUGGAAGCAGCGGGUCUCGGAUCUUCGUGUAUUGGUGGCCGAGGCACAAUGGCAAUCCCCAUGAUUUACUUGACAUCAAACAAAUGCGGGACAAAAACAGAAAACCAGUGGUUAUGAAAAUUAAGCCAGGCAUUUCAGAAUUUGCUACCUCCCCUGAGAAAGUUAGUGACUAUAUUUUUCCGCUCCUGAACUUUGCUGCCGAACACAUACCCCGUGCAAAGCACAAAGAAACCCCUCUGUAUAUUCUCUGUACCGCGGGGAUGCGAAUCCUGCCAGAGAGCCAGCAAAAGGCGAUACUGGAAGACCUUCUUACUGAUAUCCCAGUGCAUUUUGAUUUUCUGUUUUCGGAUUCUCACGCUGAAGUGAUUUCAGGAAAGCAAGAAGGUGUGUAUGCAUGGAUUGGCAUCAACUUUGUCCUUGGAAAAUUUGAACAUAUGGAUGAAGAGGACGAGGCGGUAGUAGAAGUGCACGUCCCCGACAGCGAAAGCAAAGAGGAAGUUGUCCGGAAGAGGACUGUGGGUAUACUUGACAUGGGUGGUGUUUCAACUCAAAUAGCGUAUGAAGUCCCUAAAACUGUAAGCUUUGCCUCUUCACAGCAGGAGGAGGUGGCCAAGAACCUACUGGCGGAAUUUAACUUGGGAUGUGACGCUCACCAGAAUGAACAUGUGUAUCGCGUCUACGUGGCAACUUUUCUGGGCUUUGGCGGUAACGCCGCUCGACAGAGAUACGCAGACAACAUAUUCACCAACACAGUAUUGAGAAACAGGCUUCUUGGUAAACAGAUCGGUCUGACCUCUGAGACCCCCUACUUAGACCCUUGCCUGCCCUUAGACGCUGAGGACGAAGUCCAGCAGAACGGGCAGACCCUGUACCUUCGAGGGACCGGAGAUUUCCACUUGUGUCGCGAUCUCAUUCAGCCUUUCAUGAACAAGACCAACGAAACGCAAACGUCCCUGAAUGGCAUUUAUCAGCCACCCAUCCAUUUCGAGAAUAGCGAAUUCUACGGGUUUUCGGAGUUCUAUUACUGUACCGAGGAUGUCUUGCGGAUGGGAGGAGAUUACAACGCUGCUCAGUUCCUCAAAGCUGCAAAUGAAUAUUGUGCCACGAAGUGGUCUGUUCUACGGGAAAGAUUCGAUCGUGGCCUGUAUGCCUCCCAUGCAGAUCUCCAUCGAGUGAAGUAUCAGUGCUUUAAGUCAGCCUGGAUGUACGAGGUAUUUCACAAUGGCUUCGGUUUUCCUGUGAACUACAACAGCUUAAAAACAGCACUUCAAGUAUACGAUAAAGAGGUGCAGUGGACGUUGGGGGCCAUCCUUUAUCGGACCCGUUUUUUACCUUUGAGAGACAUCCAGCAGGAGAACUUCCGCGGCAAUCACUCUCACUGGCGCAGCUUCGCCUUCGUUUACAACCAUUACUUGUUCUUCGCCUGCUUCUUCGUUGUGCUGCUCUCCAUCCUCCUCUACCUGCUGCGCCUACGGAGGAUCCACCGGCGAACUCUGCACAACGGCUCCUCUCCUCCCCUCUGGAUCGAAGAAGGCCUCCCGUCGCAGAAGAUCCCCGGAGGCUUAUAAGCUGCUGGCUGUGAAUCUCAGACCCUUCCUCCUCCUCCUCUCAGGGUUCCUCUCUCUCUCUCUCUCUCUCGCCUUCGGAGAGCCUUCCUGAGCCCCUAGUGGGAUUUCCCUCUCUGGAGGACUGCAGGGCAAAGCUAGGUCAAACUUGGCUUGACAAGGCUGGGGGGGUGUCUUUCAGCCAAAAUUAUUUUAAAACUCUUUAACUUUGAAAGCAAAUGCACUUUGACUUAGGGACAGGGGGACAGACAGAAAAGCAGGAGAAUGCAGUGAAGACUUUGUGCCAGUACGUUAAACGGGAAAGUCGCGAGCAACUCUUUAUGUUCAGUAAAUGUUGAUGGGUUUGUUCUCUCCUUAUGCCGUAAGUCUGCUGUGAUGGGUUUUCCUCGGUCUGAAUGCAGGCUUGCUUUAGCUGACUCUUGUGGGCUAACCAGUUCACUGUUCUGUGCCAUGUUCUUGAGCCACGCAAAGCACAGGGGGAAAGGCCGCCUCGGCCUCUCCUGCUCCGAUUUGAACAGCUACAGAGACUUUAGCAUUUCACUCUUAAUUAUUUGUUUAAACCAUGUUGAUUCUUUUCUUUCUCCCCCCCACCCCUUAAAAAAAAAUAGCUUAAAUCAAGGAUAGAUGGAUCAGAAAUAAGGCAGCCUUUGUCUUAAAAAAACAUGGCAGAGAAGUACAAAGAAUUGGAGGGGGAAAUGUGCAUUACCAGUUCCUAAUUCUUGCUCGAUUCAAACGUGACCCCUCAUUUUUAAAUCAUGGCUGUCCAACUUUUAAGACCAUGUUGGCUGGGGAAUUCCGGACGUUGAAGUCCGCAAGUCUUAAAGUUGCCUGUUCUAAAUUCCCGAUCAGGACCAUGGAUAGUGAAAGCUCAAGUCUCAAAAAACGGUGGCAGUCCUGUCUGUUAAGAUGGAAAAUCCCCAUCCUUGCAAAAUGUCGUGCUAAAGAUAGCCUGGCCAGGACGUGGUGCUUCAUUGCUGUUGGAAAUUGGAGGAUCGCACUGCACAGUCGGCCUCCCUGGACUUCCUUUGUGUGUGUGUGUGUGUGUGUGUGUGUGUGUGUGUGUGUGUGUGCGAGCAGCAGCUGGUCUAUGGGUGUAUAUGUGCGUGAGCGUGCACCUUUGUGGCAUUCUAUGGUCUGAGCGUCAUUUCAAAUGUUCAUGAUAAUUUGGGAGUCGGGGGGUGGAAUGGGAAAAACAGUGGGCCGAUAGCAAGUACGCUGUUACUUUCUUAUUUCUGGAUAACAGAGCCUUUUUUUUUUUUAACUUGGAAAAUGUCCAUAGUUGAAAGCAGAAUCGAUGAGAUUGUCUUAUGAAAUAUACAAACUUCCAUCAUCCUAGGAACCCACAUCUGGCUUAUGAAAUCUUGCGCGAUGGUACCUCGCUGAAAUCUGUUCCCAGCUGUUGAAGAUGGGGAAAAUAAAAAGACACAUUAAAGGAACUUGAAUCAAGUUUGCUGACAUUACAUUAAAAUGCAGAGACCCUGUGGGGCCCCAGGAGUUGGUGGAUCUCUCUAGGAGACAAAGGCUGUCGCCCUAGACCCAUGAUGGUGAACUUAUGGCACGCAUGCCGCAGGUGGCACAUGGAGCCAUAUCGGUGGGCAUGCGAGCCAGCUGAUUUUGGGGUCUUCUGGGCCCACCAGAAGUAGGGAAACAGGCUGUUUCCUGCCUCUGAAGGGCCUGGGGGUGGUGGGGAAGGCUCAUUUCUUGCUGUCCCCAGGCACCAGAGCCUUUCUAGGAGCCUGGGGAGGGCGAAAACGGCCUUCCCCACCCCUCCAGAGGCUGGAAAUAACCUGUUUGCCAACUUCCAGUGGGACCGGAAGGCCCAUUUUUUGCUCGCUCCGGAGCCUCCCCAGGCUCCUAGAGAGGCUCUGGAGCCUGGAGAGAGCAAAAAAACCCGGGCCUACUGGACCCACUGUGCCAAAAGCUGGGGGAGCAUGUGUGGGGGAGGCGGGGUGCAUAUAAUUAUGGGUAUGGGCACACACAAGCGUGAUCCCCCCCCUGCACUGCCCCCGCUUCUGGCACACGAUGGCAGAAAAAUUAGCCAUCACUGCCCUAGACUUUUCUAGCUUUUGCAGACAAAGAACCUCAGCUUCCUUGUUCCUUUCUUGUCUUCGCUUUUAAUUUUGUUCCGGAGGCUCUGCGCCUUUGCUCUUAGAAAACCUGAUUCCCAUUUGCCUUCAAAACGUGCCCGAGGCAUUCUUCGUGAACUUUUCAAGCAUUUGACAACAAGAUGUUGCGCGGUGUGUGGGAGCAGGUUCUUCUGCCCAUAAAAAGCUGACAUUUUCAAAGAGCGCAAUAUCAAUGUGUUUGGCAUUUAGAGCCUGAAGUCUUGAUUAGGCCUCCUUCUACCAAACACAGUGAUACUUGCUAAUUUCUUAGGGAUGUGGUUUUCAUGGCAGCUUCCCUCAUUUUCAUCCUAGAGUUACAUUGCCCUAAAGGAAAUACGUUAACUUAAUUUGACAGCGGCAAAUACAUUCCAGGAAGUCAGUGGAGACUCUUGAAGCAAAAUUUCAUUAAAGUUUAAUUACGUUCUGUCCUUCGAUAGCUCCAGCCCAGAGAAUGCUGCCUCUUGCGGAUAUCCCCAUUUUGGCUACCUCAGAGCUAUCUGGUAUCUGGAGGUUUUUUUUCCAAGAUGAUCUUUUAAGCUUUUAUUUAUUAUUAUUAUCAUAACCCAGGUGUUAAAAAUCUACACAAAUACGAAACUUUGGCAGAUUUAGCACAUAUCCAAGCCCCCCAAAAUAUGGAACUUCUGUCCAGUGAACUAAGUACCGUAUUUUUUGGAGUAUAAGACGCACCUUUUUUCCCCCUAAAAGGGGGUGAAAAUUUUGGUGUGUCUUAUACAUCAAAUUUAGCCCCUCCCACCCACUGGCCCCCACCCUUUGGCCUCUGCCUCCCAGCAAUUUACCUCCUUGCAGCAAACAGCCCAUUUCAGCUUCAGCACAGCCUGAUUAGCACAAGUUGAUUGUCCCCCGACUCUCAGCUGUUUCAGGCUGCAGAGAUUGCCAUUGCCUAUUGCUGUGCGGGCCUCUGCUGCUUGCUGCAAGGAGGUAAAUUGCUGGGAGCAGAUUUCUUUUUCUUGUGCUAAUCAAGCUAUGCUGAAAAUGAAAAUGAAAGUAAAGCAGGCUGUUUGCUAGUUUUCUGCAAGGCAAAAUUACUGGGAGGUAGAGGCAGAUUUCUUUUUCUUGUUUUCCUCACCAAGAAAGGUAGGUGCGUCUUAUACUCCGAAAAAUACGGUAGCUGUUGUCUGAUCCCAAAUCAAAUCUAGACAUCUUCAAUAGUGAAAGUCAACAUUGUUGAGACAAUAAGGUGCUUACAUUUUUAAAUGGAUUUCCAGGCCUUGUGAUCAGGUGACCUCCUCCCUCAAGGACUGCAUUUAGUGUUUGGGUGUGUACUAAACAAUAUUUGUUUUCUUCCUGAAAGUCUUAUGGACAAGACAUACGGAAGGAAGGAAGAGUGCAAAGAAUAUUGGAGCAGGGGUGAAAUCCAGCAGGUUCUGGAGAACCGGUAGUGGAAAUUUUGAGUAGUUCAGAGAACCGGCAAAUACUACCUCUGGCUGGUCCCAGAGUGGGGUGGGAAUGGCGAUUUUGCAAUAUCCUUCCCCCAGGAGUGGGGAGGGAAUGGGGAUUUUGCAGUAUCCUUCCCCUGCCACCCCCACCGAACCCAUAGUAAAAAAAUGUGGAUUUCACCACUGGAUUGGAGCUGCCAUUUAUCCAGCCUUUAGCAAUGACCUUGUUAGCCAGGUUAGUUUAGUUUACUUCAUUGUCAUUGCCCCUCGUAGAACGAAAUUAAAUGACACCUUCAGUGUACAUUGUAACUAUAAAAAUAAAACACAAACACACAUCCUUCACGUUCCAUACAACUGAACCCCUGAUAUUGCAUUAAUAUUGCACUAUACAGUAGCAUUCAAUAUAGUUACUGCUCUGGGAUAGCAGAGCUGUUUUUCAGCCUUUGUCCUUGUUUUUAUUAUCCUGUACCGUCUGCCAGAUGGUAAUAGUUAAAAAAAAAAAGGGUGCCCAGGAUGAGAUGGAUCUUUAAGAACGUUUUGAACUUUCUUAAGGCAGCGGGAGCUCUAAAGCUCUUCCAUAGAGGGGAGAGGACAACCAAUGAUCCUCUGGGCAAUGACGUUGACCCUCUGGAGAGCUGUCCUAUCUGCCACUGUGCAAUUGGCAAACCAUACACAGGUGCAGUAAGUUAAAAUACUCUAUGGGGCAGCGGUAGAAGGCCACCAGCAGUUUUUCAUUCAGUUGCUGUUUCCUGAGAAGUCUUAGGUAGUAUCCUCUCUGCUGGGCCCUUUUGACCAGUGCUGCAAUGUGAGCGCCCCAGGUCAGGUCCUCUUUUAUGAUAACACCCAGAAACUUAAAACUAGCCACUUGCUCUACUUGGUCUCCAUUGAUAAGCAAGGGCUGGAUGUCUGAUCUACUCCUUCUACAGUCCACUAUAAGCUCCUUGGUCUUAUUGGUGCUAAGGACCAAGUUAUUGUCUCCAUACCAUGAAAGCAACCGAUCCACCUCAUCUCGAUAGGCAGACUCAUUCCCCCCCACCCCCAGAGAUGAGUCCCACCACUGUUGUAUCAUCUGCAAAUUUAAUAAUAGUAUUACUGGUGUGAGUGUGAGUGGGAAUGCAAUCGUGCUGUGGCCUGCCAUCGGCCAAUGGAUUUGGCAGGAGAUUCGGACAGUGAGGAGGUUGUGGAGGAACACGGGCCAGUCCUGGAGUCUGGGGAAGGUUCUGACGAGUGCUCUGUGUCGGAGGCAGAGAUGGGGCCAGGCCUGUCUGACAGUUGUCAGCUGCCUUCGGAGUCGGACAUCAGUGGGGCAGAAGAACAGCUGGAGCCUGUUCCCAGUGCGCGCAUGCACAGAGCUGCCAGGAGAAGGGAACAGCUAAGGAACAAGGGUCGACUCAGGAGUAAAGCCACAGGUGGACAGUGAAUGGCCCCUCUCAUAGGGAAUAAAAAGGAACGAAGGGGGAGAGGAGUUUGCAGGAGACAAUUAGUUCAUUUGGGUGAAGAUCUGUUUCUGCAUUCUUGCCAAGUAUUGUCUGUUACUGUGUGGAGUCUGAAAGAUAUUGGCCUGAUAAAGGUCGGUAAUUGUGAACGAGAUUGUGUGCAGGAGAGGAAAGACUUUGCUGGAGAGGAAUUCACUAUAAAUUAAAUAAAAGGGGUUUAUUGGGACGAGGACUCGGUUUCGUGCUGCUGCAGAAGCCUAGGUCAGAAGAUCAUGCACAUAAAGAGUAUAGAGUAAGGGACAACACCAAAGGACGGUUUCAGCAAGUGCUGACCAAUUCUGGAGAACCGGUAGCAGAAAUUUUAAGUAGUUCAGAGAACCGGUAGUAAAAAUUUUUGACUGGCCCUGCCCCCAUCUAGUCUCUGCCUCCCGAGUCCCAGCUGAUCGGGAGGGAAUGGGGAUUUUGCAGUAACCUUCCCCUGGAGUGGGGUGGGAAUGGAGAUUUUGAAGUAUCCUUCCCCAGCCAUGCCCACCAAGCCGCAUCCACAGAACCGGUAGUAAAAAAAUUUGAAACCCACCACUGGGCAACACGCAACCCUGUGGUGUACCAGUGUUAAGAGCUGGAGAAGAGUGGCCCAGAGGCCUCUUGUUAGCCCAGCCACUUAGCCAUACGCAUCAAAUAUUCUUUGACCUCCUGGCUUACAAAACAGCUCUUGUCAACCACUGCAAAUCAUUUCCUUAGACAGAACUCUCCAACCAAGUUAGCUUCUCCUCCUUUUCUUUUAUUCCGGGACCUUUUUAAAAAAAAAACACACGGUUUGAGCAAAAGAAUUCCACUCAUGGAGAAACCUACCAAAAACAACCUAACAGAAAGGCUAGCCAAAAUAAAUAAAUAAAUACAAUUAUUAUUAGUUUGGCGACAAGCAUGGUCCAGGGCAUUCUGUCCUUCCUUAUCUAGGCCAUUGUUGCUCUCUAAUGAUGCAUGGACCAAGCGCCACAUAUACAGUAGCGAUCCCUAACAGGUAUUCGCGCUACAGCGGGAGCAGAGAGAAAAAAAGAAAUAAUAAACCCAGUACUCUGCGGAGCUGUUUUUGCAGGUAGCUUCUGUUUUGAAGGACUUUACCUGAAAUGCUCCUCAAAUGUUAGGCGUUCACAAACAGACUUACCUGGUGACUUUAACGCAAAGGUUAAGUCGCCUUUCAAGAGGUAUUUCCCAGGGCCAAGCGUAGUUUCAGCCAUAUUAGUGUUAUCAUUUGUCAGCAGGGACAAAGAAAUGCCACUCCAUCCGUUGGUGUGGUGGGAGACUGGUCAGGACACGACCUUUCUCUCCCCCAGAGAACAAUCCAUAAUGGAAAUUGGGACAUUCCUCACUUUAUAUCCAGUUUUGAAAACAUUUUUAAGAACAUUAUAGAGCUGUGAUGCCACACGUGUGCCACAGGUGGCACACAGAGCCUGCUCUGCGGGCACGUGAGCAGUCGCCCAGCUCGGCUCCACCCCGCAUGCGCAUGCGCCUCCCGCUGGCCAGCUGGUGGGGCUCAUGCAGGAGAUGCACAUGCUUGCUGGGGGGGGGUCACACGCCUGGAGGGUGCACAGGGAGUGCGAUGCGCCCCCCCCCCGUGUGGUCUGCAGUCUCCUCGGCCCACACGGCCUGUUUUUGGUCCCAGGAGGCUACAGG